Molecule: messenger RNA, 1563 nt
Organism: Quercus robur (English oak)
Lineage: Eukaryota; Viridiplantae; Streptophyta; Magnoliopsida; Fagales; Fagaceae
Exons: 1
Coding region: 1-1563 (520 amino acids)
Source: RefSeq, a predicted model, not a curated record
AUGGCUGAAGUAGCGGCUCUCCUGGAGCAAGAGAGAGCUAGAACACCAAAGGAGAGAUUUUACGCACGAAGACCUCCUUACCCUCUAAAGGUACUUAACAAACCAUACCCCGAGAGGUAUGAGCCAAGGACCUUUGCACAGUACGAUGACAGGAAGGGAAGUGCAAUAGAGCACGUGAGCAAAUUUAUUGAUACCCUUGGCCCUUACGCAGCAGAUGAAGACUUAUGUCUGCAGGAAUUUUCAAAGUCACUGUGUGACUGGGCAUACACCUGGUACAUUGGCUUAAAACCAGGAUCGAUCCCAACUUGGGAUGACAUGGUGGAUGUAUUUUGCACUAAGUACUUCCACGGAGAAGAAACGGUAACGCAAGCAACUCUGCAAGCAACCAAGCAAAAGAAUGGCGAGGAUUUAAUGGAAUACAUCAAACGGUUCAGGGACAUAGCACUUGACUGCUACGACCACUAUGAAGAAAGGACGUUAGUGGAAAUGUGCAUGACCAACAUGAUUCAGGAAUUCAGAGCUGUCCUGAAAAAUCUAGAAAUUUCCCAGUUCGCGCAGCUAUUGCAGAAAGCUAGAAAGACAGCUCAGUCUGUAAAACCCAGUUCAGAAAAAAGAAAUGCCACGCAAGCUAUGGUAGUGUCCACUGGAGAGCGGAGAAGGAAAAUAGAGGGAAGGGAGUAUGAUACGCCCCCACCCUUACCAUGUACUCCUAAGAAGCCGGAUGUGCUACUUAACAAGUGGAUAGUGGAUGGGAUCUUUAAACCCAACCAGGUUUCCAGAGGGCCCACGGAGGAAGAAAGGAGAGAUCGUCGCUUCUGCCGCUUGCACAACUAUGUACAACGUCCCACCGCAGAAUGCUGGGCGUUUCGCAGGUUGGUGCAUCGCAGGAUUAAAGAAGGCACAUUGGAGCUAACCCAGCAGGAAGUUCAAAGAAACCCGUUCCCAAACCACAAGGGAAAGGGUGUAGCAGCAAUAGUAAUAUGCGCAGACCCGGGAGAAGAUGAGAAAGAAAACUUGGCCCUGCCCGCCGCGGUGAUUACCACUCUACAGCAAAGUGCCAAGUUCAAAAAUCUAUUUGACCAGUUGGGACUUACAGCAAAAGAAAGGAAAAUAGCCACGGAGGCUUUGGUAAGUAUCGCCUCCGAGGCAGGGGUGGAGUGCCUAUUGGCAAAAAUGCCAGAAGACAGAGCCCUCCUACAAGAAUCAACAGAAAUCAUGUUCAGCAAUGAGGAUAUGGAGGUAGGACACCCGGAUCACAAGAGGCCUCUCUAUUUAGCAGCAUCCAUAAAUCAAAUCCCCAUCAAGAGGGCUUUGGUGGAUAUAGGUGCCUCCGUAAACCUCAUUCCGUUGAGCACCUUGCAAGCAGCAGGAAUUUCAGAAAGAAAGAUCCAAGGAUGCCCGAUAGAAGUAACGGGGUUCGGUGGAAGAGGUGAGUACACCGCAGGCCACAUUCAGUUGUGGUUGAAAGUAGGCCCUAUUGCUUCUUUAGCUCAUUUCCAUGUGGUCAGAACGGAAGUAUCCUAUCAUGUGCUUUUGGGAAGGUCCUGGUUACAUAAACACUGA